Messenger RNA from Mauremys mutica (yellowpond turtle), 2422 nucleotides. It is a transcript of the gene RELT, whose product is annotated as RELT TNF receptor. The record is from RefSeq and is a predicted model, not a curated record. Gene Ontology annotation, biological process: apoptotic process. The transcript has 11 exons. Bases 46 to 1455 code for a protein of 469 amino acids. Lineage: Eukaryota; Metazoa; Chordata; Testudines; Geoemydidae.
UUCAUUCGUAAGGGAGCCGAGCGGCGCCGGGUGAGGUUCGAUUUCAUGCUUUUUUUGGACGCGUCUCUAGGGUAUUGCAAGGGCGGCUCCGCUCCGGGCUACACCUGGGAAGACGCUUCAGCAGGUUCGUUCCGUGGCUUGUUGCAGUCGUCGGCCCUCAGGAUGAAGAGGAACCUGGUCUGCUGGGCGCUCGUCGUCUUCCUCGCACUGUUGAGCCGGCACCGGGCAUGGGCGCUGGCGUGCGGGGAGCAGGAAUACUGGACCGUGGAGGGGGACUGUGCCCCCUGUGCGAAGUGUCCCCCCGGAGAGGAGCCCGAUAGGAAGUGCGGCUCUGGGCAAGGCCUAGGCGUGACCUGCCGAGCCUGCUCCCCGGGCACCUUCUCGGCCAGCCAUGGCACGGCGCCCUGCUUGCCUCAGACCACCUGUGAGGCCAGGAAGAGGGUCCACGCCAGCCCUGGGACAGCUGCAGCCGACAGCCGGUGUGGAGGCUGCAUGCCAGGGUUUUACAGCCCUGAAGGAGAGACGGACCCCACAGCUGAAUGCCUGCCAUGCUCCUCUGCUCCCAAAGGCAUGCUGGGCUGCCCAGGCGCGAAGCCGUGGCUGACCCGGCUGGCGAGGAACGUCGAGGUCCUGCACAGACGGGACGAGAGGGCAGCGUCCAAUGGCACGCGGGACGGGAAGCGGGAGGAACACGCCACGCAGUACGCCGUGCUGGCCAUCGUGCCGGUCUUCUGCGUCAUGGGGCUGCUGGGCAUCCUCUUCUGCAACCUCCUGAAGAAGAAGGGCUACCACUGCACGGCCCACAAGGAGAGCGACGAGGAGGUGGCGAAGGCGGAGAGAGGCGGUAAUAACUCAGCCUACAGAAUAGAAGAUGCCAACCAAGAUACCAUCGGGGUCCUUGUGCAGCUGAUCACGGAGAAGAAAGAGAACGCUGCGGCCCUGGAGGAGCUGCUGAAGGAGUACCACAGCAAACAGGUGGUGCAGACCAGCCACAAGCCUGCCACCAGCAGGCUGCAUUUCCUACCGCACAUCCCCCACAUCUGCCGGCACCAGCACCACCUGCACACGGUGCAGGGCCUGGCCACUCGCUCGGGCCCCAGCUGCACCCGCUGCUGCCAGAAGAAGUGGCCGGAAGUGCUGCUCUCUCCGGAAGCUGCCGCCACUGCCGCAGCCGCCGCCAUCCCCACUCCCGCCCCCAAGCCGGCAAAGCUGGGUGGCAAGGCCAGCCGGCCGGGAGAGAUCACCAUCCUCUCCGUGGGCAGGUUCCGAGUGGCUUGCAUCCCCGAGCAGAAGCCCAACCCUCCAGAAGUGAAAACCAUCUUGGAGUGCAGUGGGGCUGAGCCGGCCGACUCCCCCCGCAGCGGCCUCCCUGCUGAGCAGAAAUCGCUGGUGGGCAACGGAGCUAGGUCGAAAUGGCUGAAAACGGCCGAUAGCCAACAAGAGGUGAUCAUCUGACUCCCUCACGCACCAGGAGACCUGAGAAGCGGCUCACUUGGAGGCUUCUGGUUGAACAGUCCACCCAAGAAACGCACACCCUGGGCGAUGCUGAAGGCGAAGAGCGACACUCAUUUUCCCCUCGGGAGAGCUCCACCACCCCUGAGAAUCGCAAGGCGCAGGCCCGGGCCGGCAGGGAGGAGCUGAAGGACACGCCCAGCAUCUCAACGCAUUUUUCUUUUAGGGAAGGACUUGCAGGGAGGGGAAGCGGGUGUGGAGGGCUCGGGUGCUGGAACAAUUCAUAUAGUGGAGGUGUGAGCCAUUGAACCAAACUGUAAACCUCGCUUCAAGCCAGCAGGCGCGGCAGCACCCCUAGUUCCAGCACCUAUGGGAGGGAUGGGGGAUUCUUAGCUGCCCAACUGGAAAAACCAUGGGGGCUGUUGCUCCAGCCGAGGGCAGUGUUCUUAAACUAGGGGCUGGGGUAGAUAGAGAGAGAGAGAGGCAGCUUGUUGUUGGCUUGGAGCAUGUUCCUACCUCCCAUGGGCUCCAGGAUGAGGUGGGAACGUAGCAUUGCAACAUACCAGGCUGGGGUUGGUGGCUAGUGGUAGGGAUGGCGAGUUUGGCUUUCUCUUUUCCCCCUUCAUGAACAAAGAGAAACCCAGGGUGACUUGCAGUGAAACUCUCUGGCUGUAGACAGCCCAGCCUAAUGUUACCAAAGCUCUGUCUACUUUCACGUCCCAGUGGUGAUUGCACUAGCCCAGUAACGGCACAGCUCUGGCAGUGUGAUUUUUAACAUGUCUUGCCACAUCUGGUGUUUUUUCUUAAAGCCGCAGCUCCUGGGUCCAUGUGAUCAGAGGACACUCUCAGCUUUCAUUAACCCCCCCCCUUGCUCACCUCGCCCUAAAUUUCUAGCUCACAUGGUUGCAGAGAAAAGCUUGAAAAUGUGACCCCAAAGGCUCAGAAAUUAAAUGAAAUGAACCCAAAUUUU